AUGGUCAAAGGAAAGUCUUCUGCAUCGUCAGGAACGCGCAAAAAGCAUGCAAAAAAGGCCGCUGCAGCUUCCAGCCUUCCUGAUGAGCCAACUGUACCCAAAGAGAAGAAACUAAAGGGAAAAGACAAGAGAAACAAAGAGCCUAAGAAAAAGGUCUACAUCCCGCCCGUCAAGCCUGCUCCUGUCCAACCAGAUCCUCUCGACACGUUAGGAAUCGCCCAACGACUUCCUCCAGAACUUCUCAUUGCACUUAGGCGGCUCGCUAAGAAGGACUCGAUUACGAAGAGAAGAGCUCUGGAGGAAUUGCAGGCCGCAUGGGUGGACAAGGCUCGAGGUGAGAAUUCAGACAGCAUAGUUUUAUCAUAUCUAGCCGAUGCUGUCCCCGUGUGGCUUCACCAUGUACCGGCCUUGUUUCUACAUCCGUCUCGUCGCAUCCGAUUGCUUGCAGUGGGACUCCACUUGUCCCUCCUGCGUUUGCAAAAUACAGUAACCGACCAGUUAUUCUACUUUUUACGUGAAGUAGCCACUUCUGAUCAAGCGGAAUAUAUCAUCGGUGCGUGGUGUCUCGCCGCCCAUGACAUCGAUCGACCAGUGGCCGCCAUUGCACGCGAAUCUUGGACACAUUCGGUGGCCUUUUCUCCUGGGUCAAAGAUAGCUCUCGAUCGCACUCUUCUGUCAUCUCUCUGGGAAUUUGUGCAGAGGACAGCCCUCGAUCCUAACGGUAUUUACUUGUACGUAAACCCGCCCCAGCCUGUGGCUGCGCCUCCACUUUCACAGAAGAAGUCGGCUCGCCCUCCACCAGGACGGAAGGAGGAGGAGACUAAUACGCGUACGAAGACAGAGGAAGAUGAGGAAGACGAGCAGGAUAGGUGGGCUCGGUUGCGUAUUGGCGCGUUGGGGUCGGCGGAGUGGUUACUUAGUAAACAAUCCGAGUCAACAUUAGCGGAUCGCAUAGGCGAGCACCUCGCGCUGUUCUCGAACCAUGCGCUCUGGUCGGCGCUGUACCACGGGCAUACACCACCUUUUGUUCCCGUCGACAGCUUCGGACAUAGUCAGCCUGGUGUUCGGAAGGCAGCGUGGUCACUGAUUCAGACGAUUGUCAAGACGUGCAAAGCUCAUCUUAAUGUCCUACUGCCUGUUCUUAGCAGAGCAAUCUUGCGCUCAGCAUGGGUGGAACCGGAUUCGAUCGUCAGAGGCAGCAUGUGGCAGCCUCUCUUGAUGUUUCUCAAAGAAUUUCCGAAUGCGUGGGAAAUUGAGGCAACAUCUGACAACGAAAUUGAGGAAGAAGAUUCUGACGAUGAGGAUGAGGAUGAGGACAGGAUUUCUCAUGUGAGAAUUGCUACCGGUCACAGCCCGUCAUCAGGGCCGACCCAAGCGUAUUUGGAAUUUCUACAAUUCCUCCAACUCGGUUGUUCGGGGUCGCCUCUACAGGGUUAUCCCGCUGUCCUCGUUAUAAUUUCUACCAUUCCCUCUAAGAUCCUAGGGACUUUACCAUUCACAGAUUUCUUCACAUCGUUUUGGGCUGCCUUAGACGGUCGCGCCUUGAGCUCUCUCGAUCGGAACGCAGCGUCUGCUGCAUUCCUUUCGUCGUUACUGGAGUGUAUCGUCUUCCUCGCCCGGCGCGUGCUGAAAACUGUUCCGGAAGGGGAACCCCAGCUAUUGUCCCACCCGACAGCAGAAGGAACGGACGGCGCAGACUUGAACGUGCACAUGGAUAUUGUUCGGACGCUUGUCAAUGAGCAGGUCGCUCAUGUGUGGGAUGAAUUAAUCUCCCGACGACUCAAAGUCAACGAUGAGACUGCUUCUUCUCUCAUUAUGCGCAGUCUGACGCUGCUAUACCAGCUCGAGUCGAAGCUGUUUGAGGGUGCAUGGGCUGCCUUAAUGUCUGGAAUCAGAGACAAGGCCACUGGAGAAGAUGUAACGAUGCCUCCGCUGGUUCCGGUGCUCCUCAAAGCCUGCCAAGAUCAUUUUGAGCCGGGAAGUCAGCCUGCAAUCCUUGCAAAGGCAGUGAUCGGCGAAGUUGUCAAAGCUGCUGUGCAGCAGUGUGAAGGUGUACUGGAUAUUGAGCAGCCCUUUGCAUCGGAACGUAUAUCUGGUUUAGUAGCCAUCUUGGAUAGAUUUGGGUCCUCGCUCUUCCGUGACCCCGGAGUUGCUAAGGUGAUUGACGGGGCGAUGCGCAUGCACACCAAGCAGUUACUUUCCAUCUCGCCUCGUUUGCUUCUGCUCUACUUCUGGAACCGGCAGGAUACGGCUCUAUGUCUGAAACUAUGGCAGGAAGUACUCCGGGCGAUCACCAUCCGGGCAUCAGAAGUUGGUACAACGCUUGUAGCAUUGCUCGAUGCUGCGGAUCAAAAAUUGCUCCCCAGCUACCUCAUUCCUAGAGAUGCAGACCUUGAUGAUCUGGCUGCCGAUAUCCUCGCAGAUGCCUCGUCGAAGCCGCAGCAGGCUGCAGAAGUGAAUAUCAUUCGUAGAUUGUUGCGCUCUCCAGAACACUUCAUUUCUCAGGGAUGCCAUGAGAAUUUGGUCAAGGGCGUCUGCUCUGGGUUCGCCGCGCGGGUCCCUGAUGCUUUGUACAACGAAUCGUUCCCCCUGGACAUUCUCGAAGUUCGGUUGGAUCUCAUUGAGAUGCUUUUCGAACACCAACCGUUAUACCUGAUGUCUCCAUCGAUCUCAUUGUCUGUCUUACCUGAGAUGUUCUUCUUUGCCUAUUUUCUGCCAGAGAUCCGUUCGAUCGAUGACAGACCGUUGGCUACGGCAAGGCGUCUAUGGGAGACAUGGAUGGGGAAGUUAUCACAGAGGACGCAGACCACUAUUCAGCUGACGCUCAGGCAACGGCUGGAUUUGCUCGUCCUCGAUUGCUCCGCUUAUCCUACACCUGAGCAGAUAAUACGGGUGGUAUCUAGAAAAUACACAUGUUUCGACGUUGAUACGCUCGCUGUGCUUCCAUCAAAGAGAUCAUUAGACAUCAUGCUCGACGAAUUACCGUCCCAUCCCUCGGACGCAUGUUUGGCCGUCCUCGAUCCCUUGGUUCCACCCUCGUCUUUGUACGAACAGUCCCCUCCCCCUCCCCAACCUCACUGUCGCCUUGGUUUGUCCAGCUAUGCAAGAGCCAUUCACGCACUUUUGUUGUACUUCUCUGAAGAACGACACGCGGCCAAGGAAAAUGCAUGGACCUUGCGGCAUUUCCUCGUACUAUCUCUCUACGCCGAGGAACUGAUACGAAUACCCACAUCGCGGAGUCCCCUUUUCGCACAUUAUAUCCAGAAGCCUGUUUUGGUUGAUAUUGUAACCAAAGUACAACAGAUGACGGCGUACCUCUUAUCAUCGGCUCAGGAUGAAGCCUGGCAUGCAGCGGUUGUCAGCGCUAUAUCAGCCGAUAAGGCAGAUUCCUCUCCGGACGACGUGGGAAGGCUCAUUUUUGACUUGAUUUCCUUGGGCAAGAAAAAUGAUACCAUCCGCGAGUCCCGUGUACUCCAUAUUAUUCUACAGCAUACUCUCAGCGGUGCGUCUAAGAGUGAAUCUGAACAAUGGCUGCGGCUUGUCCGGAAAUUGGAGAAACCAGCUCCGCACAUGGCUCUCGCGAUCAUCUAUUCUGUGACUCGUUACGCACCAGAGCCGCCCUUGAUGGACCGGUAUAGGAACGAACUUGCAGCAGGCCUUCUCGGCGUACCCGCGUAUAAAGCGAAUAAGGAUGGGCUUUGGCUCUUGCUUAGGUUGACUGCAUCUGCUCCAGACCCCGAGUCGGACGUCGUGUUUCUGCCACAGCUCAGAGCCGUGAACUUGAUGAAAAUCUGCCAGCAGUGGGUUGCCUCCGACGAGGACUUGGACGAAGAAGUCGAGAGCGAGAUGACCCAUGUCUUUCUCCAUCUCGCUCCGAUCCUGCAGAACGUGCCCGGGGCCCACUGGGACUUCAUAUUUGAUGUGAUGGAAAACAAUCUCGAGAACUCAUCGCUCUCCGACUCGUCCACAUUCGUUACGCUGAGCAGGACUCUACGCUUGUAUAUUGCAAUUGAGGAUCUGGCGUCCACCAACAAGGCUCUCCGCGCAGCCUGGCAGCCGCGAGAGACAGCGUGCAUGACCCGAAUUCGGGACUUGGCCACAAUACAGCUCGAUUCGGGAGAUGCGUCUGAGCCGCUAUCUGUGUGCCGUGAGCUUGUUCUGCAGAUCGUGCAGGACCUUCCGGAUACGCUCAUGAAUGAAACUACGUUGGCAAAGAUGUGUCAUAUUAUCACAGAUUCCUCCCUCGACGUGCAGAAAAUGGCAUAUCAGUUUCUCCAUGAGGCUGCGAGAAAGUACACCGAAAACAUGGUCAUUGAGGCCGCGGUCGAGUCAGAGGUCCCAAUGACACCAAAACUGCCGAUUGAAUUGGUCCACAUUCUCCAGCGAAACUUAAAUUUCGAUGAUCCGCUCGAACUAGCGAGUCAGAACCCGUCCAGUUACUUCCUGGUCUGGAUGCUUCUUUUCGAUCUGUUCUCGAAUGCGUCACUGAAAGUCAAGUCCGGCUACACCGAUCAGCUGAGGGACCUCGGCCUUGUUAGCGAGCAUCUGCUGCCCAACCUGUUCAGCGCUUUGGGUUUGUAUGAAGGUAUCCUAAAGGCAUUCAAACUGGAUAUUUGGGACAUUGAGUCCUUCUAUCUUGACUCGUACUCGGCCGACUCGGGCAUGAGUCUCCGUCUCCUGGCUGCGCAUGUGUAUUACAGAGCGUUGCUCACCGUGCCUUCCCUCGUUCGAGGAUGGCUGUCAGAGUGCAGGGACCGCCAGCUCUCUGGUGCAGUGACGGCCUACACAGCCAACCACUUCUCCCCGAUGAUUAUCAAGACCGAGCUCACACAAGUCAAGAGCCCUGUCGCGACCGUCGAGCUGCUGGACGAAAAUGUCACCAUCAAAGUCGCGUCCGCGAUCAACGCCGUCACGGCGUCGUACGCAGUAGACGAGUACCAGCUGGAGCUCACCGUCAAGCUCCCGUCGGACUACCCCCUGCACGGGAUCGAGAUGCACGACAAGCGCGUUGGCGUCCCAGAGGAUCGCUGGCGCGCGUGGGUGCUGGGCGUGCAGCAGAUCCUUCUCUUCCGCAGCGGGAGCAUCGCCGAUGGGCUCAGCUUCUUCAAGAAGAACGUCUCUUCGCACUUUGAGGGGCUCGCCGCGUGCGCGAUAUGCUAUUCGAUUAUCAGCGCGACCGACAGCAGUCUGCCGCGCAAGCCGUGCAAGACGUGCAAGAACCGCUUCCAUGCGGGGUGUCUGUUCAAGCAGCCACUCCUCGAGCUGCCCUCUGUGCCGGUCGGACUUUAUCUAACGGCUCGUCGUAGCGUCGUCCUAAUAACCAAGUUGUAA
Messenger RNA from Fibroporia radiculosa, 5331 nucleotides. RefSeq lists its product as uncharacterized. Gene Ontology annotation, cellular component: RQC complex; cytosol. The coding region runs from base 1 to 5331 and encodes 1776 amino acids. The transcript has 19 exons. The record is from RefSeq and is a predicted model, not a curated record. NCBI's taxonomy places the organism in Eukaryota, Fungi, Basidiomycota, Agaricomycetes, Polyporales, Fibroporiaceae. Gene Ontology annotation, biological process: rescue of stalled cytosolic ribosome; ribosome-associated ubiquitin-dependent protein catabolic process. Gene Ontology annotation, molecular function: ubiquitin protein ligase activity; ribosomal large subunit binding.